UGAAAUGAAAGUUGUGUGUCGAGCAAGGAUUACACAAUGAAGAAUGGGCGCGUGCCAGAGCAAACCAUGUGAUUUCAUAAAACGCAUAAUCAUGACCAACAAUAGCUCAAGAAUCUGUGCUGAGGCACAGUCCGAGACGUCUUUGGGACAACCGCGCGUUCUGCUUUACCCUUUCCGUUGCGAAAGACGGCAGAAAGGACUUACUCCAUACAGGCUUAAAUUCCGCUACAAAUUAGCUUUAUACUGGACGACUUCGAAAUGAAAGACAGGAAGUAUUUAGUAUGAAAUUAAAAUGAAGAAAAAAAAACGAACGAAUAAAAGAGAAUGAAUGAAAAAAAGCACCGACAGCUAUUUUAGGUCACUGCAUUGCCUGUAGCCUGCCAUCAUAACCGGGAACAGCGCACGGUGUUUAGAUAUGAUAUGGCACCUUUAAAUGUGUGCCCGUCUCAUCUCAUCCUCAAAAUAGACACUAUUCGGCAUUAGUGCGUCUUUGUUCGUCUCUCCAGUGGUCUGAAUAGAAGUGACAGUAUGGAAACAAUGGAUUUCGGUGAUUAAAAAGCCCUCUGUGGAUCGGUCCUUCCAUGCGCCGGAGGGGGUCUUGAGCACCUCGGAUAUUUUGCAAAGGGAAUAUAACGGCGGAGAAGAUGCUCACUUACCUUUCCUGACAAAAAGUUCCACUUUCAUUUUAUCUGGAUUCUUUACACUCCGGAGAGAUACUUGUAUCUUACUAUCUUAUUCAGUCAACAUGCUACCUUUGCAUUGUGAAUGGAUUUUCGACAGAACUAUUGUAUCCCCAACGUGGAGACGCUUUAAAUGAAACCGUCGAAAAUAGUUGGACGAGUUCAGUGGAAAUAACCUAAAGAUUGUUUUAAAGCGUUACAUCUACAGGAAACAAGAAGUCCCGACAGAAGUCACACAACCGCAAGGAUGCCUGGAGUACUGUCGCCAGCCCAAGCGCUCUAUAUCGGAAUGGAGGUGGUGAUAGCCGUCUCCUCCGUUAUGGGCAAUGUGAUGGUGGUUUGGGCGGUUAAAAUUAAUCGUUCACUUAGAGACACAACAUUUUGCUUCAUCGUCUCUUUGGCUCUGGCUGAUAUCGCCGUCGGGGCACUCGUUAUACCUUUGGCCAUCACCAUCAGCAUUGGACUCCAGACGCACUUCUAUAGCUGCCUGCUCGUGGCUUGCACAGUGCUGGUGCUGACGCAAAGUUCUAUCCUCGCACUGCUGGCGAUUGCUAUUGACCGCUACCUAAGGGUCAAGAUCCCUACCAGCUACAAGAGGGUGGUGACGCCCCGGCGUGCAGGGGCGGCAGUGGUGGCGUGCUGGGCGGUGGCUUUCGUGGUGGGCCUCACACCUAUGCUGGGCUGGAACAACCUGCAGAAGCUGCAGGAGAACGGCUCCAUCGGGCCGGACCUGGUCAUCACCUGCCAGUUCGAGACCGUCAUCAGCAUGGAGUACAUGGUCUACUUCAACUUCUUUGGCUGGGUCCUGCCCCCGCUGGUGCUCAUGCUGCUCAUCUACACCGAGAUCUUCUACAUGAUCCACAGGCAGCUCAACAAGAAGGUGACGGCCAGCAACGCUGACCCCAGCAAGUACUACGACAAGGAGCUGAAGCUGGCCAAGUCGCUGGCCCUGGUGCUCUUCCUGUUCGCCGUCAGCUGGCUCCCUCUUCACAUCCUCAACUGCAUCACGCUCUUCUGCCCAUCCUGCGAGAAGCCCAUGUUCCUCAUCUACAUCGCCAUUCUGCUCACCCACGGGAACUCGGCCGUCAACCCCAUCAUCUACGCCUUCCGCAUCAAGAAGUUCCGCACUGCCUUCCUCAAGAUCUGGAAGCAGUACUUCUGCUGCAAAGACGUGCCCCUCCCCACCAGCCAGCCCAGCGAGCGCAUGGACAAUCACGAGGACCCACAGCAGCAGCAGCAGGAGCAGAAUGCCAUCUGACCCACCUGACCCCCUGAGCAGUGGGAGGGAGGAGAAGCCAAGCAGGAUGUGAAUGUGUGUUGCCAGCCCACAUUUACCUGUGCUAUACUGAAUGUAGCCUCCGGCAGAAUCCGUGAGCAACUGUUGACAGUCAUAAUAUUGUGGAACACCUGUGGCUGCUAUAUCCGGCCCCGUCUGAUUGGUUAAUGGACUGUGAUGUCACAAAUGCACACUUGAGAGGAGUAUUUGGGGCACAAAAAAGGACAGAAGUGAGUAUGAAGAUCCAUGAAGAUACAUCACCCUGCUAAGACUAUCCUAGGCAACUGGUCUGAUGGAAGGCUACAAAACUACAAGAAAACAGUGUUAAAAAAUGAAGCUUAAAAAAGAAUCAGAUAAAAAGUCAGAUUUGUUCCUUGCAUUUCCUUUUCAUUUUUGACACAGGAAAUGUGUUGAAUGUCGAGUUUAUCUCAGAUUUUCUAAGUAUUUUAAGAAUCAGGGCUACAACUGAUGUUAUGAAGAUUUAAAAGCUACAAUAUUUCAGCUGUGAACACUUUUUUUUCAGAAUCCUGCGAACUUAACAUAAUGCCCCGGGCCUUAACCUGCAGCUGCAGGAGGCCUUCAUGCUGACGAGGGAAGUUCAGUAAUCCCUCAAUCGAAUUCCACUUUCCUGCUGAGCCCCGCGCCCUGUUUGUGCUGACCCAGCCCAGGGGGAUCGGCGCACGAUAAGAGCAGGUCUCUGGAGGCACUACGCUCCAGCCUGGCUGGAGACACACUUAAGAAUGUCCCCACGUGCGCCCGAUACAUCCUCGAGACAGGAGGUGACAGAUGGGCGGACCCCGGGGGUUAAGAUGGCAAAAAAGUUAUUUCAGACACACACAUCCGUCUCUUUAGGUGGAGGGACAGAAUGAGAGAAGCACAUUUGGUAUCUUGCCUGUGGGAAAUCUGUUGGAAAGUGGCAGUCAGGAGCAUGAAGCCCACAGCCUUAAUCAGCAGUUGCUUGAUGUGGGCUGGCUGUUUGGGCUCCUGCUGUCAGUGUACAGACACAGGAAUGACUGGAUUCCAGGCACU
Messenger RNA from Megalops cyprinoides (Indo-Pacific tarpon), 2985 nucleotides. RefSeq names its product adenosine A1 receptor b (gene adora1b). NCBI's taxonomy places the organism in Eukaryota, Metazoa, Chordata, Actinopteri, Elopiformes, Megalopidae. Gene Ontology annotation, biological process: G protein-coupled adenosine receptor signaling pathway. The record is from RefSeq and is a predicted model, not a curated record. The transcript is spliced from 2 exons. Bases 928 to 1938 code for a protein of 336 amino acids. Gene Ontology annotation, molecular function: G protein-coupled adenosine receptor activity. Gene Ontology annotation, cellular component: dendrite; membrane; synapse.